Messenger RNA from Rhizophagus irregularis DAOM 181602=DAOM 197198, 1277 nucleotides. RefSeq lists its product as uncharacterized. The record is from RefSeq and is a predicted model, not a curated record. NCBI's taxonomy places the organism in Eukaryota, Fungi, Glomeromycota, Glomeromycetes, Glomerales, Glomeraceae. Gene Ontology annotation, molecular function: hydrolase activity, acting on ester bonds.
AUUUAUCACUUUUAUUUAUUAGUGAUGUGAGCCAAAUCGGCCCAUAUGGAUUUUCCUUGGUUGGAAACUUGUGAUGCUCAUACUCAUGCUCACGACGAUGUAGAGCAUCUCAAGGAAAUUGCUAAUUUGAAAACUAACAAGAUUUGUUUGAUGGGGACUCGUUUAGAAGAUUUGGACGUAGUUUCUAAACUUGCGACGGAUUUUCAAAUGAAGGUUAUACCUUGUUUUGGGUUUCAUCCAUGGUUUUGUCAUUUACUUUCACUUGAAAAUGAACCUGAAAGUAAAGUUCAUUACCGUACAAUUUUAAAGGAUAUUGGCCCAAAAGAUCCUUCAAGAAGCAAUUACUUAGAGGAAUUCAUUGAUUCUUUACCAUCUCCUAAGCCAUUUGAUGUGUGGCAUAACAAAUUAGAAAAUUUACUUGAAACGCAUCCAAAUUCACUUUUAGGAGAAGUCGGAUUAGACAAAACGUUUCGAUUACGCGAUCAAGAAUCAAAACAACUUAGUAAAGUACAAACCACAAUGCAACAUCAAACAGCAAUUCUUGAAAAGCAACUGGAUUUAGCAGCUAAAUAUAAACGCGCUGUUAGUAUGCAUUGCGUUCAAUCCACGGGUGCAAUAACUGAAUUGCUUAAUAGAAGAAUUAACGAACGGGAACCACUUCCACCUCGUAUUUGUUUACAUUCAUUUGGAGGUUCUGUUGAUACAAUUAAAUUUUUAACCAAACAGACAAAGAAAAAGGAGGGAGUUUCAGUAGAUAUUUACUUCUCUUUUAGUGUUGUUAUUAAUGGCAAAUAUGAUAGACUACCUGAUUUAAUAAAAGCAGUUCCGGAGGAUAGAUUGUUAAUUGAGACAGAUUAUCAUUCUCCUUUUGGAUUGGAUCAUUAUAUGGCUAGGAUUAUUAAGUUGGUGAGUGAAGCUAAAGAAUGGACUGAAGCGACGACUGUUGAAAAAACGCGUAAAAAUUUCAUAAAGUUUGUUGGAAAGACAAUUUAGAAAUUGAAAUUUUUUAGGGAUAUCCACAUUUAAUUUAGUGUGAAUCAAUUUUAUAUUUUAUAAUCUCUUUUUACAAUUUCAUCGAAUUUGUUUUUAUCAGCUACAAAAUAUUUUAUGUAGUCAGCUUCUAAAAUAUGCAUUCUAUUUCCUACUAUGAUAAGAGAAUGUAAUGGAGGACCAAAAUCUUCAGAUAAUAAUUGAUUUAAUGUACCAGCUUUAAUUAUUUGUUCUGUUAAAGAACCAAGACGCGCAAUACCUAUUGCCAGAGUUUCAGAUGUAUAGGC